Molecule: messenger RNA, 4306 nt
Organism: Austrofundulus limnaeus
Lineage: Eukaryota; Metazoa; Chordata; Actinopteri; Cyprinodontiformes; Rivulidae
Gene: osbpl5
Product: oxysterol binding protein-like 5
Exons: 23
Coding region: 239-2839 (866 amino acids)
Cellular component (GO): cortical endoplasmic reticulum; membrane; cytosol
Molecular function (GO): cholesterol binding
Source: RefSeq, a predicted model, not a curated record
AGUCCACCCCGCGAGCUCUCCAUGUUGAAACCGAGCAACUUCUCCUCUGGCGGUUCUCCUCCUCAACCCAGCUGCCCUCCCACUGCUCCCUGCUAUGACACCGAACUGGGAAGGGACCUGCUAAACUGUACGAGCGCAGCCCUCGAUACAAGAAAACGGUGAGACUGGCUGAUCCAACGAAAGCCUCUUGAUGCUGUUUCUCCUGCAGUUCAGGUGAAAGGAUAAGCAGACUGUCAGCAUGAAGGAGGAGAGUGUAUUCCAUCGAAGGCUGUCUCUUUGCCCUAGUGCCACCUCCCCACCAAAAAUUGAUUCUCGCACUCGGAACCUGUCUUAUGGAGGAGGCAACGAGAUCUACAACCUCAGUCCAGGCAGUGAGACAGACAGGAACGCUCUCUCCAUGCUGAGUAAUGAAUUUAGUCCUGCCCAAUCACCAGACAGCAAGUCUGAGUCCAGGAUGUUUAAUGGUGUUGAGAAGGACUGCCCCUCCCCCACAGAGAAACUGGCUCGAAAGGAGUCUCUCAAGGUUCAAAAGCAGAAUUAUCGGCAGGAAAAGAAACGGGCAGCUAAGGAACUCUCUAGUGCACUUAAGGACCCCAGUGUUGUCAUCAUGUCCAACUGGCUCAAGAUCCGUGGUUAUUUAAAAGGUUGGACCAAGCUAUGGUGCGCCUUGAAGCCUGGUGUUCUUUUAAUAUAUAAGACUCCAAAAACAGAUCACUGGGUGGGCACUAUUCUUCUCAAUGCAUGCAAGCUGAUUGAGAGACCCUCCAAGAAGGAUGGCUUCUGCUUCAAGCUCUACCACCCAUUGGACAAAUCCAUCUGGGCAGUAAAGGGUCCCAAAGGAGAAAAUGUUGGUUCCAUCACACAGCCUUUACCCAGCAACUACCUGAUCUUUAGAGCUACAUCAGAGUCAGAUGGCCGGUGCUGGAUGGAUGCCCUGGAGCUGGCUCUGAGCUGCUCCAGUCUCUACAAGCUGACAGCCAAAACUGGGAAAGAGGGAGACAUCAGCAUCUCAGAGUCCCCACAAAUACUCCACCUGCUGCAGUCCUCUCCGCUCACUGAUACAGAGCUGCAAGAGUUGCAUGAGGCAUCCCUACUUUGCAAUCAUCACAUGGAGCAUGACGCCUUCUCUGACAAAUCAGAGCGAGAAACUCAUGAUGACUGGGACACCUCAGCUAAUGACAACGGUGGAAGGCUGACAGAGGAGAGCGACAUAGAGCAGCUAGACGAGAUGCCCCCCGCGCCACAAGCCACUGCUUAUGUAGAGCAGAGCGCCGAGGAGAUGGCUGAGGCUGGUGAAGCCUCUCAGGUCGAGACCGUAUCAGAUGAGAACAAAGGUCUGAUCUGGGGUCUGCUGAAGCAGCUGCGACCAGGCAUGGACCUGUCGAAGGUGGUUCUGCCAACCUUCAUCCUGGAGCCUCGCUCCUUCCUAGACAAGCUGUCUGACUACUAUUACCACGCUGAUCUGCUCUCACAGGCUGCACUAGAAGACAGUGCUUAUGGUCGGAUUAAGCAGGUGCUGAGAUGGUACCUGUCUGGUUUCUACAAGAAGCCAAAAGGGCUGAAAAAGCCAUACAACCCAAUCCUGGGGGAGACGUUUCGCUGCUGCUGGCUUCAUCCUCAGACUGACAGCUGCACGUUCUACAUAGCUGAGCAGGUGUCCCAUCAUCCACCCAUCUCUGCCUUUUAUGUCUGCAAUAGGAAGGAUGGAUUUUGUAUCAGUGGGAGCAUCCUGGCCAAGUCGAAGUUCUAUGGUAACUCCCUGUCAGCUAUUCUGGAAGGCAAAGCUAGACUGUUGUUCAUGAGCAGGGAGGAGGAAUAUGUCAUCACCAUGCCCUACGCUCACUGCAAAGGUAUCUUGUAUGGAACCAUGACAUUGGAGCUGGGAGGGAAAAUUACCAUUGAAUGUGAGAAAACAAAAUGUCUUGCUGAGCUGGAGUUCAAGCUGAAGCCUUUUCUUGGAGGCUCCGGUUCUGUAAAUCAGGUCAGUGGGAAGAUCUUCCUGGGAGAGGAGCUCAUGGCCACUGUAGAUGGACACUGGGACAGCGAGGUGUUUAUCCAAGAGAGGCGCUCAGGCCAGCAAGAAACUUUGUGGAACCCAACUCCAGACAUUCGCAGCAGGCGCCUCAAGCGUCAAGUGGUCCAGUUAGACCAGCAGGGGGAGUUUGAGUCUGAAAGACUGUGGCAGCACGUGACUCGUGCCAUUAUGGAACGGGACCAGGUGAAGGCGACGCAGGAGAAGUUUGUGUUGGAGGAUGCGCAGCGGCAAGGGGCCAGAGAGAGGGGGGACAAAGCCUGGAUCCCUCAGCUUUUCCAGCUGGACCCCAUCACCUCAGAGUGGACCUACAGACACAUGGACACUCGACCGUGGGACCCUGAGGUUUGUCUUGUUCAGUUUGAGAAGGACCGAGUCAUUCAGACACACGAGAAGAGCCUGAGACAACCCAACGGGAUCUCCUUCAGCCACAACUGGGCCAGUCAGCGCAAGGCCCAAGUGAAUGGGAAGCACCGGAAAGCGAGCAGCCAGCCGUCCACCUGCAGCCAGAACACAGAGAGUAGCGGCUCUACACCCGAACCUGCACACGAGUCCUCRGACAACGAAGAUUUUUCCAACCAGUGUGCUCGCUGCAGUAAAGAGAAGAACGACUUUGCCCUGAUAGAGGCCUCCAUCACAUCUAUACAGAAGACACAGCAAGAUAUUCAGAAGAACCUGGUGACUCUGAGCCGCCAGCUGUCUCAUCAGAGGGCGACGGAGGACAGCUUGUCGUUAACGGGCCGCCACUGCCUCAUCCUCUGCGUCCUGCUCCUCUCCCAGCUCCUCCUCAACUACGUCUUCACCUGAGCCAGCUCGUCGGGGAGAAGCUGCACUUCAGCACUGAUCUGAACUAACUCCUAACGGACACAAAGGGACAGAGGACUCGGAUCAGUGUUAGGGGUGUCACUUCGGGAGCGGGGAGGAGCAGAGUCCUUAUAGCAAUAAAACAGUCACAGCCACGUCUGUCGGUCAUCUGCAGAGGAGCAGGUUCUUCUAGUGUAGCGAGACCGAAACAGCACCGGCACCCACGCACUUUGAACAGGAGAGGGAAACAAACUGUCAGCUUGAUUUAAAAAAAAAAAAGAGAGAUGCUCAAUAAAUGAAGAGAAAAAGAAAACAAGAGAGGAUGUUUCACCAUUCCUUAGUGUCUUCUUAAAAAUAUUUCCCUGCAAUACUGUUCGUCUGUGAAUGUGCCUGUUUGUGUUGUUUGUAUUUACAGUAAGCCCUAUGGGCACAAAGAUCACGGCUCGGACUUGUCAUCCCCCCCACUCCACUCCAGAUUAUGGGCCUUAACGCUGAAGCCAAAAACAAGACAGACACCGGAUACAGAAAUGAAGAAACCGUGCAAUUGUUGUGUUUUCUAUCACUCAAAUACACUCUGUCUCGUCUUUUUAAUAAUGAUUUUACCAAAAACAGUAUUUAUAAUCUGAAAGGACAAAGAGUAUUUGUUUACAAGAGAAACUGCGUGUGUUUGGAGCGACACACUGAGAAGAGGAACGGGAUGGAGGCAGGGCAGAGAGCCAAACAGAGUGUCUUUGUAUUUGUGUGCCUGUACUGCUGCGUCCGAGGGGAGAAAGGAAUCGCACUGAUUCAGUCAGUAAAAAUAGUUCGUACAAUCAUCCGCUUAGAGAAGGAGCAAAAAAAAAAUAGACAAAUGGAAGUUUAUAUUAAAAAAAAAAGAAUACAUGAGCCUAAAGGAAGAGAUUGUUGUGAGCAUCUUGGUCGACACCGUGUUCAAGUGACUAUCUUAGAUGUAAACUUUCGUAUAAAAAGAAAGAAAAGGUUUUCUUUUAAUCAGUUUGUAUAUAUUUGUCUGUUUCAAAGAGAUUCGAGAAUGUAUUUAUUACGUGAUUCACCUUGACUUUCCUGAACUAAAUGAACGAGGAGGACCUGAGGUAAUUCCUCUCCUGAGGUGUGUGUCAGUUUGUCUCUCUCUGUAUGCCUGUUACUGUGAUGGAGCACACGUAUGAGUCAUGAUCCUACUAAACACGUCACGUCUGCGAUUCUAAGUUUUAUCUGUUUUACAGUCUGAUCGCCAGAACUGAUCGAGUUAGAUUAGUGAACAGCACAAAAAGGAAGUCAGCUCUGUGAAGUUUAUUUUUUAUACACCUUAAUUGUUCUUUUCACUGGUAUCUUUGUUUUCUACUUUGCUGCCAUGUUGUAGGGGAUUGUACACGCCAGAGACAUUUGUCACGGAACAAAAUAACAUGUUGAUGCYUGAUGUUUGCAUUCAUACUUGUAUACUGUAGCACUACAGUAAAAGGUUUCACCCUU